Molecule: messenger RNA, 366 nt
Organism: Fusarium odoratissimum NRRL 54006
Lineage: Eukaryota; Fungi; Ascomycota; Sordariomycetes; Hypocreales; Nectriaceae
Exons: 2
Coding region: 1-366 (121 amino acids)
Source: RefSeq, a predicted model, not a curated record
AUGGCUUUCGCGCACGACGCAACUCUGCAGCUUGUUGCGCGGGUGCAGCUUGAAGAACUCAUUGCGUUCAAGGCACAGUACCCAGAGCAAGAUGUCUGGCCACCUUACAUCCACGACUUGGAGGCUGUUCGUCCCCACUUGGAACUUGUCGCCGUAGGGGGCGUAGUGUUCAACGAAGAGGCUAUCAAUGCUCGUGUAAACAAAGGCUUUUUUGCCGCCGAGUAUGAUCUCGAAGAGCUUCGCGCUACAUCUCCUUCUGCCACGGCACCUACUCGCCAGGUCUAUGGACCCGUUACCGCUGCUGCUGGCACCACGGACGAGUUUCGCGUAGACGGACAGUCGGACAACGUCGAAGAGGAUGCCUAG